Molecule: messenger RNA, 501 nt
Organism: Cotesia congregata
Lineage: Eukaryota; Metazoa; Arthropoda; Insecta; Hymenoptera; Braconidae
Source: the annotation of a GenBank genome assembly
AUGGCUGACGAAACUUUACCAACUGAACCUGUCGCAAAAGAGAGAAAAUCUCUUCAUGUUACGACUAUUGUGGCUAAAGUUACUGAAGUGGUCCUCGCGGUGUUUAUCAUCGGCUUAGUCGUGGACCCGCUGAAUUCGUACCAUCAAAGGAUGUACAACAGACCGAGGUCGAAACUGGACGAUGUUGCACUUAUCUACACGACUGUCGCGGGGUAUUUGCUUAUUAACCUGCUCUUCAUAAUCGGGCAUGCCCUGGGAGACAAAAUUCCGAAGCGAAUGAUAAUCAUGUUCUCAGUAGUAGGAGCUAUUAUGCACCUGAUCUCAGCAAGUGUAAUGGUUCACAGCUGGAGAAAAGCAGUAGGUUCUUACUUCGACGUCCAGAACAACAACAUCUACUCGAGUAAAAUGUACAAUGACAUGAUGAUCUCCGCAUCAGUGUUUACAUUCAUAAACGCGGCUGUUUACGCCGCUGAAGUCUUCGUCACAGUGAAGUACUCGUAG